Messenger RNA from Thrips palmi, 1957 nucleotides. RefSeq lists its product as uncharacterized. Bases 908 to 1957 code for a protein of 349 amino acids. The transcript is spliced from 2 exons. Lineage: Eukaryota; Metazoa; Arthropoda; Insecta; Thysanoptera; Thripidae. The record is from RefSeq and is a predicted model, not a curated record.
CCUCAUGGGUCAUUCCAUGUGAAAUCGACAAGGUUCAAAUCGACCAGUGCUCCGAUUUUGAUGAAACUUGCAGCGAUUGUUGGUCUUAUGGUCCCAUUGAAGUUGCCAAAAUAUUUUGGUCGAAAUGUCAAAGGGGUCUGAGUAGUGCACGAUUCAAUUUUUUUCACUUUUUGUGAAUGGGUAUCCGUUUUUUGCUAAUAUCUCCGGAACUAUUCGUCGUACGACAAAAAUGAGUACACCGUUGGAAAGAGGAGAAAAAACUGAAUAAAAUCAAAAAAAAAUUAUUUUUUUUGGAGAAAAAAAAUUUUCUUUUAUACUAAACUCAAACUUUCAAAGUUAUGUUUGAAACUGUUCCCCUUCAUCAAAAUUGACAUGCUAUGGCUCAAAAAGUAGCUUUACCCUUCCCCUAAACGAAAAUGUCAAUCAUACAAAGUACUUUUUUUCGUUUGGGAGAACGAGCGAUUUCCGUGGACCUCUGCACUGGAUCCGGGCCUACCCUCUGCCUGAACGGUGCACAACGGCCCGGCGCUGUGGCACCGCGGUGUCCUGCCACCCACCCCCAUCCCUUUCCGCAGUUCCCAGAGCAGAAGUAGGGGCGCCUGGAGGGUAGGCCGCACCCCGCACGCCGCCCCGGGCUCCCACGGUCACCGCCCAGCAGGUAGGCAACCCUUCCUAUUCACCCCGAGCCUUGCUUCGUGGCGCAGCCGAAGUGCAGCCGAAGUUGAUGCGAAAACGGCAUUCCCCCCGACGGUGCUGCCAGUGUUUGGGCUGUGGCGACAAGACGAACUUGUUGUUGUUCGUUUGUCUUGGUUUGUUUACUUUCUGCACCGACUACUUGUUGGAGUAAAUAUUUUUUGAGCAUUGACUUUGAGUCGAUUUUAUGCCCUGAAAAGGUUCCCCCUGCACAAUGGGCCGAGCAGACACCAAGAAGUGUUUCCUGAGAAAGGUACAACAUCUUCCUGAUGUUGGUGCCUGCUCUGGGGAUUUCACUGCAAGAGCCAGCCUAUCUCCAGAAAGGAUUCGUUUGCUCAAGAUCAGAAGUGGCUGCAGAAAGAGUUUGCAGUAUGUUUGUGAUGGACAUUUCACUAAGUUCAUUCACCGCUUUGAAGCACACCAGAAAAACUGCUGUCUUCAUCAGUCAACAUCUGUUCAUGAUGGCCCUCCAGCCAAAAAGAAAAAAACUGGCACUCCUCAAUUGCAUGUUAUUACACUCCAAAUGCGGGACAGUGCCAAAACUAUUGGACUUGCUUUGGUGCCCGGCAAGAAAGUGUGUGUCAAGUGCAAGAUUGACCUGAACGCUAAAAUCAAAGCUGCUGAAAAAUCUGCCGCAGAAAAGGCUGCUCAAGAAUCUUCAAGCAACGCUCCUGACCCGGCUUCAAUUUCCAACCCUCCUAUAUUUUCGUCACCUAGUGUAGGGUCUACUUUGGCCCCCAGUGAUAUUACAACUCCCACUGUACCUGCUGAUAAUAAGGCUUCUAAAGAAGAGUUUUUUCAGGAGAGUAUUGAUGGAUUAAAUACUUGGCUGUCCUCUCUUGGAUUCUCUCCUGUUAAUGAAAGGAAAUUAAAGACUCAGAAGAGCUAUGGGCGUAAAGUUAUGAAGAAAAUAAGAGCAGCGCUGACAAAAUUUUCUGAUCAACAACUAACUGAGGACGAAGAUGCAGCAUACUUCAGAGAAAUAAUAGGCCAACUACAGCAAUUUAUUGAUUGUCAUCCCCAGCCCGAUAAAAAAUUAUUAGCUUUAUCAGUUGUACCAAAAAGUUGGAGCAUUUCCAGGAUUGAAAGCACAUUUGGGGUAUCCAACUACAUGGCGAGGAAAAGCCGUCUACUAGUGCAAGACAAGGGUAUUCUGUGUGGCCCGGGUCCUAAAGUGGGACGCAAACUUUCACCUGAGACAGUGGAGCUGAUCACCAAAUUCUACUACAGGGACGACAUAAGUCGGCCUCUCCCUGGACCCUAA